Messenger RNA from Trematosphaeria pertusa, 5474 nucleotides. RefSeq lists its product as uncharacterized. Gene Ontology annotation, biological process: negative regulation of transcription by RNA polymerase II; chromatin remodeling. The coding region runs from base 102 to 5177 and encodes 1691 amino acids. Gene Ontology annotation, cellular component: chromatin; nucleus. The record is from RefSeq and is a predicted model, not a curated record. The transcript has 3 exons. Gene Ontology annotation, molecular function: ATP binding; histone binding; ATP-dependent chromatin remodeler activity. Lineage: Eukaryota; Fungi; Ascomycota; Dothideomycetes; Pleosporales; Trematosphaeriaceae.
AUCCGUAGAGCCCGUCCUAUUCUGCUACGAUUCCCGCGGCAUCCCCACCUUUUGCUUAAUACCACCGCUCCCCUCUCCCUCGGAAUUGAGCAGCGACGAAGAUGAGCAGCGAUGGAGACGGCGCUGAGCUUAUGGUGUCGUUCAAGAAGGGAGCCUGCGACAAAGCCCCUCCACGGACGCGGAAACAAGCCUCUUUCUCGCCAGGGAAUUUCAUAUCAGGCCAGAGCUCUGCAGAGGAUGGAGCGGCCAACCAGCAAUCACCGCCGAUCAGGCGGAAGGUGGUGGCUGUAAAAGCGCUUCCAGUUCGAAACCGACACGAAUACACUUACUACGAGCCGAAAGAGACGGUUGAGAGCAUAACGCGGGAGUUUCAGAAGAAGGGGGACCUGAUAUACGAGGUGAAAUUCACUAGCGGCAUCACUAAGGAGGUUUCCUUUGACGAUCUUCUUGCGCUCGAAGACGGCCCAAAGGUAUUCCAAAACUUCCAGAACGACGACGACGGCGGCGCUUCCAGCUCAGCGACAGCGGCGGAAGAAGAACAGAACAUGAAGCUGCGAAAGAGGCCCUCAAAACCCAACAACAAUGCCUUUACCGACUUCUCUGGGCUCGGCCUCUCCUCAGAUGAUGACGAGCUUGUCUCGACCACACGGAAACCUCGCCAGAAGCGCCUCAGCGUCUUGAGUAAGCGUGGAGGCAGCAGCCGGUCGUCGACGCGAUCACGGCGGAGCGAUCCAAUCGAUCUUUCGUCAAGCGAUAGCGAGGAGUCAGGUCCAAAGCGUCGACGUAGGCGCAAGGUGCUUCAAGAACCGACGCGGCGGUCUAGCCGGAGUCGAACGGCUGUCCAGGCAUACGACGAGGAAGAGGAUGAGGAAGAGGAAGACAAAGACGAAGACGAAGAGUUAUAUGACUCAUCGUCCAUGGACAUCUUGCGCUCAGACAUCAUCCACAGCCGACGGAAGCGAAAGCGUGGUCCUGGACACCCGCCAAAACCGGUGGAGAAGCUGCCACGCACGGGUAUCAGGCAAUCCGAGAGGUCGACUCGAGCCCAGAACGAUAUGCGAGAGGCGAACAUCGAUGAUAUAUAUCGAUCGGACUCGGAACCUAACAAAUCGAAGGUACCUAGAGUCACUGCUGUUAAAGUAGUCUUUGAGACUCUUCCACGCAACAACCUCUUUAGGUCGCGCCAUGCCGAAGGCUGCGAGGUCUGCUACGAAGGCCCGAAUUUGGCACCUCUGAUCUAUUGUCAAGGCUGCUCGCUUGCCUACCACAAGAAUUGUGUGGGACAACAUGGCCGCCGAGAGCAUCUAGUUACUAAAGUUGCCGACGACAAAUUUAUUCUCCAAUGCAAGCGGUGCAUUAAUACUUACCAGCUGAAGGACCCCACUGCUCCAGAUCUCUCGAAAUGUCAGGAUUGCAACCGGCCCGGCCCGGCGUGCAAACCUUUCCGACAUCGCAAGACGACAUUACAGGAGCAGAAGGACCGUGAAGAAAACGGCGGAGAGGAUCCGAUCGUCGACGCGCCACCACACCUGAUCAAUAACGCCCACAACGUCCUCUUUCGAUGCACUCGUUGCUCCCGCGCGUAUCACUACCAUCACCUACCCCCGCUCUCGCCUUACUCCAUGGACAUAGCUCGCGAUGAGAACGAGACCGCAGACGAACGAUUCCAGGAGUACUCCCGGAAGUGGUUGUGCAAAGAUUGUGAUGAGACGGAGGAUCGAAAAGUUGGCGGCAUUGUUGCAUGGCGCCCUUCGGACGUAGAGACAUUCCAGCCGGGAACUGGUUGUGCUAUGCUCAGCGAGGACGACAAGCAGUACCUGAUCAAGUGGGAAGGGCAGUCUUACUUCCGUGCAUCCUGGUAUUCUGGCGCCUGGACAUGGGGUGUCACUGCGCCUGCCAUGCGAAAAGCAUUCUUCAACCGCGAAGAUGGACCCAAGAUGCGAACGGAAGACGCCAUUCCAGAGGAAUAUCUUCGUAUUGACAUUGUCCUGGAUGUGAAAUACACUAGCUACGUCGAUGUCCGGAGCGAGGAAAUCGACAAAGCCCGCAUAAAGGAGGUCGACCAAGCUCUCAUCAAGUACAAGGGCCUUGGGUACGAAGAAGCCGUAUGGGAGAAGGUGCCCACUCCUGAAGACGGCGACAGGUGGCUCGAUUUCGUGACUGCUUACAAUGAUUGGGUAGCUGGCCGAUAUAUCCGAUACCCCAAGCAAGGUGCCCUCAAAGCGCGCCUUGAGAAGGCCCAUAGCGCCCCGUUCGCGAAAUUGGAGAAGCAGAAGCAACCGGACAAUCUCGUCGGAGGCGAGCUGAUGAAAUAUCAGAUCGACGGACUGAACUGGCUGUACUAUCAAUGGUACAGCCAGAAGAACGGUAUCCUCGCAGACGAAAUGGGCCUGGGUAAGACCAUCCAGGUCAUCGCCUACAUGGCGACGCUUAUCCAGGAGCAUAACUGCUUCCCUUUUCUCAUUGUGGUACCGAACUCCACGUGCGCCAAUUGGCGACGGGAGAUCAAGCAAUGGGUCCCGUCCUUGCGGGUAGUCACCUUCUUUGGCUCCGGACAAGCCCGAGACAUGGCAUCUAAAUACGAGAUGUUUCCGGAAGGCGCCAAAGAGCUUCGAUGCCAUAUCGUUGUGACUUCUUACGAAGCCGCCGCAGACGAUAGUUGCAGGAGGAUCUUCCGGCGCGUGAACUGGGCAGGACUCAUCGUCGAUGAAGGCCAGCGGUUGAAGAACGACAAGAGCCAGUUGUAUGGCGCCUUGACUGCGGUCAGGGCGCCAUUUAGAUUGCUGCUGACCGGUACACCUUUGCAAAACAAUGCCCGGGAGCUCUUCAAUUUGCUGCAAUUCUUGGACGAGAAUGUUAACGCUGCGGAGCUAGAGGAGAAGUACGCAGAAAUGACCUCAGAAAACAUCCGAGAGCUCCACGAUCAGAUCCGACCCUUCAUUCUGCGACGUACUAAGGCUCAAGUCCUGACAUUUCUCCCGCCGCUGGGCCAGGUCAUCGUUCCCCUCUCAAUGAGUGUCUUGCAGAAGAACCUCUAUAAGUCGAUUCUGGCAAAGAACCCUGAACUUCUCAAGGCACUUUUCACCUCAGGAAACCUCAAAACCCAAGAACGCGCCAACCUCAGCAACAUCCUAAUGCAACUGCGGAAGUGCUUAUGUCACCCUUUCGUUUACAGCCGCGAGAUCGAGGAGCGUACUGAUAUCGAAGCUGUAUCCCACCGCAACUUGGUAGAGGCUUCUGCUAAGCUGCAACUCCUUGAGCUAUUAUUGCCGAAGCUGCAAGAGCGUGGUCAUCGUGUCCUGAUCUUCAGUCAAUUCUUGGAUAUGUUGAACAUUAUGGAAGACUUCCUGGACGGCAUGCAAAUGGCGUACCAGCGCCUGGACGGCAAUAUGGGCUCGAUGGAGAAGCAGAAGCGGAUAGACCAGUUCAACGCACCAGAUUCUCCUCUGUUCGCCUUCCUUCUGUCGACACGAGCGGGUGGCGUCGGGAUCAACCUUGCUACCGCAGACACAGUCAUCAUUCUCGACCCUGACUGGAAUCCGCACCAGGACAUCCAAGCGAUCUCACGGGCGCAUCGGAUCGGCCAGAAAAAGAAGGUGCUAUGUUUCCAGUUGAUGACAAAGGCCAGCGCCGAAGAAAAGAUUGUCCAGAUGGGCCGCAAGAAGAUGGUUCUCGACCACGUCGUAGUUGAGCAGCUUGACGCGGAGGACAUUGAAGAAAAGGAUAUUCAGUCAAUUCUCAAGUUCGGCGCUGCGGAACUCUUCAAAGAUGACGCAGAUCGCGACGUUCGCUACGACGAGGCGUCGAUCGACAAGCUGCUUGACCGCAGCCAGAUUGAGAACACGAGAACAAGCGGUGAUGACUCUGCAGAAUCGCAAUUCAGCUUCGCUCGUGUCUGGGCCAACGAUCAAGGUGCACUAGAAGAUACACUCGAUACGGCGGACGAGGAGGUUGCUCCUCCAGAUCCGAGUGUUUGGGAUAAGAUUCUCAUGGAACGUCAAGCGGCAGCUGCUGCAGAAGCACUUGCUCGAGCGGAAGCUCUGGGUAGAGGCAAGCGGGCUAGGGUGACCAUCGAUUACACCACCGAACAGGACGCUGUUGUUGAUGAAGGAGCAAAUAGCGUUGUUCCAUCUCCUGUCAAGGUGGACAAGAAGCGCAAGAAGAAGCCUUCAUCCGGCAGUGACACCGACUUCAUGGCCGAUGAAACCGAGGAAGACGACAGCGACACCGAAGUCCCCGCGGAAGCCCUGGCGGAAGCGCGGAACCUCGGAGAAAUCGAUGUCUCUCAUCGACGCAGCACAAGCACCAUCGUCAACAAGUCGCUAUACAAGCAAAACGCAGCAGGUGCGUCCCGUCUUCCAUCUCGACUCCCGUCCAAGUUCCCUUCCGUCAGUCUCAGCAUUCCAGCUUCUGCUUCAAACAACCCCAAAGGUCCUCCUUCGCCGCCUGUCAGAUAUGGAAAACCUUCCUCCGCUAAAUUUGCGCCGGUUUUAGACACACCACCUGCGCCGCCGGCUAAUGGGCCAACAGUUAAACCUUUUGAACGAGCUCGCAUCCCUAUUCGCUCACCUCUCGAACCUACGUACGGAUCCAAUGUCCAAAUAUGCCUUGCUUGCCAUAAGCAACAUCCUCGCGGCGCCUGCGAGCUAAAGGUUGCCGGUGUCGAACACUGCGGUCUCUGCGGCCUCGCGCAUUUCGGUCAUGCCCGCACCUGCCCGCACAUCAAAUCUGAGACCCAAGUCCGCGAAAUGCUUCUGGCCCUCAAGAACUCGCCCGAAAAGAAGGAACUCGUCGACGCUGCUAUGAAAUACCUCCGAGGCGUCAAAGGUACCCUGGUUCAGCAGAAGAAGAGGGACAAGGAGAAGGCAUUGAUGCAAGGCGGUGGUGGCAGCGCUGUAGGCAAUCCUGGGAAGAUAUACAAUCCGACUCAGUAUCAGCCGCCCGCUCCUAACGGCGUCGGGCGUCCUUCGUAUCCUCCGGGGCAGAACGGCCUGAGUCAAGGUCCGCCUACGUACCAUGGACCUGUCAAUGCCGUUCCGGGUAGCGUAGGAAGCCUUCUCGCAGGCCAGCGUGGGCCUGCUCCGCAACAGCAGCGUGCUCCGCAAGGCAUGGAUCCUUAUCAGGCGAUCGAGGAUCGCGAGGUCGAGAAAGCGCUGCGCGGUUUCUUGGGGCGCUAAAGUAUCGGAAAGCUUGGUGGAAGGGGAGUUUCUCAUUCAAUUUCUGUAAUGAUAGACUUUCUUACUUGCAUAGUGUUCUCUCAUCUACUGAGACAACGCUUGGUGGUGGUGGUGGGUUGCUCUGAGCAUUUCAGGCUAUGGCGUUGGUCAGUAUGGGUCAUGGCCGUCAUUCAUAUCUAGGUAGCAUUUUCAUUGCCGAUCUUGGACGGCGCUUCUUAGACACGUCCUAGGAACUUAACUGAGAUACCCUUUUCGUUCGUAUGUUUUGUACUUCUCAGUCUCGCUUCUGCUAUGUGG